AUGGUGUUUUUCUACACAAUGGGGAUAUUGUCAUCUGGUUUAGUGACGUUCUACCUGAUCUGCCUUGUCUUCUUCUUGGACCUGGCGCUGGUCGCCUUCGUGUACUCCUGCUUCCUCGGAAACGCUUUCAUGGGACAGCUCAUCACCCUGGUCAUUUAUACGUUUACCUGCAGCAUCAACAUCAUUCCACACAUGCCUGGCGGUGACCUGCUGAUGCUUUUGCCGCAGUAUGCCUUCGGCAAGGCACUGGGUGCCUUUCUUCAUCAUGAGGGGACCGGCUGGUCUCCAGAGGCAGAGCUGCAGGGAUUCGACAUCUAUGGAGCAUUGGGCUGGCUGAUUUUGGAUGCGGUUGUAUGGACACUUCUUUGGCUUUACCUGGACCAGGUGAUUCCCCACAACGGCGGCAAUGUUUUGCGCCCAUGGUUUCCUUGCGAGCCAGCCUACUGGAGAGGCGACGAGGGUGUUGCCCAGCAUGGGGCCACGGAGAUGAGAAGCCUCAAUGUGGGCGCGGAGGGUGCUGAGCCUGCUGCUGAGGUGCACAUGGGCCUGUUUGAUGUUGGUAAGCGCCGUCAGGUGCCGCAGCAGGCACUCCUACCUGACGAGACACCUCACUUCGGCCUGGCCCUCAGUGUGGUUCAAGAUGGUGCACGACAAUCCAUUGACGAAACGAUGUCGCAGCAUGGCCGGAGUUCUCUUAUCGAGUCCGCCGCCCAAUUGCAAUACUUGCUUCGCUUCGAGGCGGAGGGCACGCGUUGUUAUGUGCUGUGCGCUCCUGCAAGAACCUUCGGUGAAUUUGCAAUCGAACCGCUGAACAUCUACCAGGCAGAUCGCGGGAUGAUGGCCCAGAUCAUGUCCAACCGCUGCGUGAAGGUCGAUGAACUCCGCGUGUAUUUCAAAGGUAUCUACUCCGAAGAGAUCAGGGCCGUGGACGGGGUCAGCAUGGUCAUGUUUCCUGAUGAAAUCUUCACGCUAUUGGGUCACAAUGGAGCAGGCAAGUCCACUACAAUGUCAGCGCUUUGUGGGCUUAUACCUCCAACAUCAGGCAAAAUCUCGGCAUUUGGCUUGGACGUUCCCAAGGACAUGGUGGAGGUGCGGAAGUCAAUGGGCUUUUGCCCACAGCACGAUGUUUUGUUUCCAGAGUUGUCGGUGGUAGAACACAUCUCGCUCUUCACGACUUUGGCAGGGCGGUCAAUAAGCAGCGAGGCGUCCGUGUUCCAACUGGUCGCAGAUGUUGGUCUCGGCUCCCGUGCGAACUUCUUGGUCACUUCCCUGUCCGGGGGCAUGAAGCGCAAGCUGUCCGUCGGCUUGGCAUUUUCAGGAGCGUUAUGCCGAGCGAUGCUGGGUCUUUGGUUUGGUGACGGUGAGUGUGCGAGCCACGAGCGAGCGAGAGAGAGAGAGAGAGAGAGAAAGAGCAAGCAAGAGCGCGUGCAGAAGAAGAAUAAUAAGAAGAAGAAUAAGAAGACAGCGAGAGAGCGACAAAGCGAGAGAGCCAGAGAGCAAAAGAGCCAGAGAGGGAGAGAGGGAGAGAGCGAGACAGGGAGAGAGGAGAGAGCGAGACAGGGAGAGAGAGGGAGAGAGGGAGAGCUUCAGAGAGCACCACAUCCACAACCACUGAAUUUGAAAACCCCUAAUCACACCACGGGCCGCACUCGCCUACACACUUGCCUCCAAAUCCUGGAUGGUAUGGAACAGGACAGCCACCCCACUCCACGGGGAAAGCCGCCGCACGCCACCGCAGCAACGAACGAAGCCGGGGUAGGCAUGCCCAUCCCACGCUGGCCGGAGCUCCACACCAGCAGGGGACACCAUUACAAAAGCCGCAGCAGGACAUGGCAAACAUGGAAGGCCGGGAAACAACCGGCAAAUUUGGGAGGGGGGGAGGGGAUGUUGCGGCGGAGGACGCCCUGGCCACCCUUGACAUUGACAACCUGGUCGAAACAGCUAGGGCCAGCACCUACACAACUGGGCCCCGACCGGACCGCUCACAAACGCAAAGACCACAUAACUGAAAGACAUCUCGUCCGUGACGCAGAUAGCCUGUGA
Messenger RNA from Symbiodinium natans, 2043 nucleotides. NCBI's taxonomy places the organism in Eukaryota, Dinophyceae, Suessiales, Symbiodiniaceae. The record is from the annotation of a GenBank genome assembly.